Messenger RNA from Alosa alosa (allis shad), 5650 nucleotides. It is a transcript of the gene ago3b, whose product is annotated as argonaute RISC catalytic component 3b. The transcript is spliced from 19 exons. The record is from RefSeq and is a predicted model, not a curated record. NCBI's taxonomy places the organism in Eukaryota, Metazoa, Chordata, Actinopteri, Clupeiformes, Clupeidae. Gene Ontology annotation, biological process: regulatory ncRNA-mediated gene silencing; regulation of stem cell proliferation. Gene Ontology annotation, molecular function: RNA binding; protein binding. Bases 597 to 3200 code for a protein of 867 amino acids.
UCCUGUAGGAAUUCCCUGACGGGGAGAGGGAUAAACGCCAAACCGGUCACAGGAGCGAGAGGACCGGGAGGGUAAACCUAAGUUGCCGGGGAUAACAAGGCCCAAGACCGACUGAGGGACAUUUUCGGUCUUGUGAAUGCAACGUUUAGUUUCCCGGCUACUCCCUCUCCUCUCUGUCACCGUGGUUUGAACCAUCGAACGGUUCGUUAGCUCGGUAGAUCCGCAGCAACAGCCGCCCAGAAAUUGCCUGAGGGAGCUAGCGGGCUAAGUAAACUAGCUGUAAAAAAUAUUUUCAGUGACUCGAGGGAGUCUGUUGGAAGGCAUUAGCUGUCAGCUGGGAGCAAUUACGGAACCUCGACAGUCGGAAAGACACACGUUGGGAAGCCUGUGCCUGUUGGCAGAGACGGGGCCAGGCAAAGCGGACCCCCCAAGCGGCCCGUUUUUCACACCAGCGACAGAAGCCGGGGAGUCGUCUGUAGACAGGGGUUGUGCAUUGGACCUGCGACACCGGAGCAGUAGCGUAGAGUAACGUUAGGGAAACUUGAACCGAGUUCGAUCAUUGAGAGCCGGGAAGUAUCCGGACAGAGACCUCAUGAAUGGAAAUCGGUACUACAGGAGUGGUUGGGGCGCAGUCCCUGUUUUCCGUGCCUCGCCGGCCUGGCUAUGGCACCAUGGGGAAGCCCAUCCGGCUGCUGGCCAACUGCUUUCAGGUGGAGAUCCCCAAGAUGGACGUCUACCUGUACGAAGUGGACAUCAAGCCUGACAAGUGCCCUCGCCGCGUCAACAGGGAGGUGGUUGACUCCAUGGUGGAACACUUCAAGGUCACCAUCUUUGGGGACCGACGGCCAGUCUAUGAUGGGAAGAGGAGCCUUUACACAGCCAACCCACUCCCGGUGGCAUCAGCAGGAGUGGAUCUGGAUGUUACUCUACCAGGAGAGGGAGGAAAGGACCGGCCAUUUAAGGUCACCAUCAAAUUUGUGGCCCCGGUGAGCUGGCACCUGCUGCAUGAGGUUCUAACAGGCCGUGGGGUUCCGGAACCCCUGGAGCUGGACAAGCCCAUCAACACCAACCCUGUGCACGCCGUGGACGUGGUGCUGCGACACCUGCCUUCCAUGACAUACACACCUGUGGGCCGAUCCUUCUUCUCCUCUCCUGAAGGCUACGACCAUCCCCUGGGAGGAGGGAGGGAGGUGUGGUUUGGGUUCCACCAGUCUGUGCGUCCGGCCAUGUGGAAGAUGAUGCUGAAUAUCGAUGUGUCUGCCACAGCGUUCUAUAAGGCCCAGCCGGUGAUCCAGUUCAUGUGUGAGGUCCUGGACAUUCACAACAUCGAUGAGCAACCAAGACCGCUCACCGACUCGCACAGAGUCAAAUUCACCAAAGAGAUCAAAGGCCUGAAGGUGGAGGUGACGCACUGUGGAACCAUGAGGAGGAAGUACCGGGUGUGCAAUGUGACCCGCCGCCCGGCCAGUCACCAAACGUUUCCCCUCCAGCUGGAGAACGGGCAGACGGUAGAGCGCACAGUGGCUCAAUACUUCAGAGAGAAGUACAGCUUGCAGUUGAAGUACCCACAUCUGCCCUGUCUGCAGGUGGGGCAGGAACAGAAGCACACCUACCUGCCUCUGGAGGUCUGCAAUAUAGUAGCAGGCCAGCGCUGCAUAAAGAAGCUGACAGACAACCAAACAUCCACCAUGAUCAAAGCCACCGCGCGCUCUGCCCCAGACAGACAGGAGGAGAUCAGCAGGCUGGUGCGGAGCGCCAACUACGAGGCGGACCCGUUCGUUCAGGAGUUCCAGUUUCGCGUGCGCGACGAGAUGGCAGAGGUUACGGGCCGAGUCCUGCCCGCCCCCAUGCUGCAGUAUGGUGGCCGGGUGAGCUCUGAACACUUUAUGAACCGCACAGUGGCAACGCCGAGCCAUGGCGUGUGGGACAUGAGGGGGAAGCAGUUCCACACAGGAGUGGAGAUCAAGAUGUGGGCCAUCGCCUGCUUCGCCACCCAGAGGCAGUGUAGGGAGGAGAUCCUCAAGAGCUUUACGGACCAGCUGCGUAAGAUCUCCAAGGACGCUGGGAUGCCCAUCCAGGGCCAGCCAUGCUUCUGUAAGUACGCGCAGGGAGCGGACAGUGUGGAGCCCAUGUUCCGACACCUGAAGAACACCUACGCCGGUCUGCAGCUCAUCAUCGUCAUCCUGCCUGGAAAGACUCCCGUCUACGCUGAGGUGAAGCGUGUUGGGGACACCCUCCUGGGCAUGGCCACUCAGUGCGUCCAGGUGAAGAACGUUGUGAAGACGUCCCCCCAGACCCUGUCCAACCUCUGUCUCAAGAUCAACGUCAAGCUGGGCGGCAUCAACAACAUCCUGGUCCCUCACCAGCGGCCCACAGUUUUUCAGCAGCCAGUGAUUUUCCUCGGAGCUGAUGUCACACACCCUCCAGCAGGGGAUGGCAAGAAGCCGUCUAUCGCCGCAGUGGUGGGCAGUAUGGACGCCCACCCUAGCCGUUACUGUGCGACGGUGCGUGUGCAGCGUCCCCGGCAGGAGGUCAUCCAGGACCUGUCCUCCAUGGUGCGCGAGCUGCUCAUCCAGUUCUACAAGUCCACGCGCUACAAGCCCACCCGCAUCAUCUACUACCGCGACGGCGUCUCAGAGGGACAGUUCCGACAGGUGCUGUACUACGAGCUGCUGGCCAUCCGGGAGGCGUGCAUCAGCCUGGAGAAGGAGUACCAGCCGGGCAUCACCUACAUCGUGGUGCAGAAGCGCCACCACACACGCCUCUUCUGCGCCGACCGCAACGAGAGGGUGGGCCGGAGUGGCAACAUUCCUGCUGGUACCACCGUGGACACGGACAUCACCCACCCCUACGAGUUUGAUUUUUACCUUUGCAGCCAUGCCGGAAUACAGGGUACCAGUCGGCCGUCCCACUACCACGUGCUGUGGGACGACAACUGCUUCACAGCCGACGAGUUCCAGCUGCUCACCUACCAGCUGUGCCACACCUACGUGCGCUGCACCCGCUCCGUCUCCAUCCCCGCGCCAGCCUACUACGCCCACCUGGUGGCCUUCCGUGCCCGCUACCACCUGGUGGACAAGGAGCACGACAGUGCGGAGGGCAGCCAUGUUUCAGGCCAGAGUAACGGUCGAGACCCGUCUGCUCUGGCCAAAGCCGUGCAGAUCCAUCACGACACGCUGCGGACCAUGUACUUUGCCUGAGAGCCCCUCGCCACCUCUGACCUUCGACCUACGACCUCACCUCCUGUGUCUCCCAUCAGUCUCCUGUCGCCGAGUAGCACCAGGUGACACACCCCCCCCCCCCCAAACAAAGGUGACCAAUCACAGGGCGCCAAACUGAUGACAACGCACAGCGCAACCCAGCAGCGAUUGUUUUGGCUCUGAAGGGGAGAGCUCUGCACUGUUUAUGCAAUAGAGAAACAGCCAAUUCCCCACCCUCCUCCCCUGUCCCUUCUCCUCUGCUCUCUGUGAGGUCGUCUGCAAACGCCUGACCACCUGUCUGUCAGUCUGUCUGUCCUCCUUCCAGUCAGUCUGAGUGCUGAGUCUGGAUGGCAUGCCUGUUUGUUUGUUUUUGUUUGUUUGAAUGUUUUGUUUGUUUUGCUUGUAGAAAGACACAGAAGGAGUACCCCGGGGGUUUUGCUUUAGCUGUGAGGCCAGAGGGCCGAUCUGUUCCGGAAUCACAACCCUUCUUCACACUCUGACCCUCACCUGACCACGCGCCUGGCCUGUCAUUGGCUGGGUGAAGUGGGUUGGGUGUCAGUUUUACAUUAACGUUACAUUAACAGCAGAGCUUGGUUGUCACAGAUAAUCUUCAACUUUGCAUCUUGUAGGUAACAAAAAAAAAAAAAACCUAAACAAACAGAAACAAAAUAUUCAUGGCAUUCAUAAAUGUGUGGGAACUGUGGCCUUUGGCUGUUAGUUUUUAUUUUUAAUUUUUCGAUGUUGAGUUGAUGGCAUGUGUGACUGUGAGCUGGACAUUUGAGGUGUGUGAGCCGCAUGUGAGCCAUAUGAGAGCCGGACAUUUGAAGUGUGUGAGCCGCGUGUGAGCCGCGUGUGAGCCGUAUGAGAGCCGUAUGAGAGCCGGACAUUUGAGGUGUGCGAGCCGUGUGUGAGCCGUGCCUGUUCUGUCCUGUUGGGUCAGUGUACUGCUUGGAGUCUGUAUCCUGUUAUGCUGUAACCUAUAUGCCCUCCUCUCACCCUUGUCCAACAUUACUCUCUCACACACACUCACACAAAGCUUGGCUUCCCUGAGGGUUGUUCUCAAGAAACUUCAGGUUUGUGUUGCUCAGUGUGUGUGUGUGUGUGUGUGUGUGUGUGUGUGUGUGUGUGUGUGUUCAGACAGAUGGUCUCCAUGACGAGACACCAGUCCUUUUUCAGUCAUUUGCUGAGGUAAUUCACGCCUGGCUGCCACUCAGUAACUGAAACGGUUUUCACUACAAUGAGAUUACUGGGGGGGGGAUUUUUAUCUUGCAGCUCAUCCUCACUCUGCUCUACUUUAACAGCUCAUCCGUCUGUCUGUCGGCUUGACCCGACUAGGUCUGUAGUAAAGAUUCAUGUUUGUGUCCUCCAGCUGUGAACCCAACCAAAACAAAGCCUCACCUCACAGCCCUCCUUUAGUGCAAUAAGCCACCAGGCCUUGGCCUCCCGGGGCCAAUUCCGAUUGGUUCACACAGGCGACCAGGGUUAAGAAUGGCUUCACCUGAUUGGCUUAUGCAAUGCUGUCGUAUUGAAGCAGUGGUAUCUCCAAAGGGAAAUUGACUGUUUGUUGCGAUGUAUCCCCCACCCCACCCCAAAACCCACCCCUUAGUUGGGUGGAGAGGACGUCUGUAUGUCAAGAUGAAUGUGUUUGAGUUGGCCUGUCCUGGUUUGAGAUGAGUUGAAGCCGAGUUACGUGUAGUACCCAAGGAAUAGAAGACCAAGUGCCUGUCAACAGGAGCGGGGGGACGAAUAGAGUAUAUACAGUAUAUGAGAUGACAUCUUUGUAGCUAUAUUUAUUUAUAUAUUGAGGCCAGAAGAGAACGAUGACUCGUACCUAGACGUAUAUACGUGAUCAAAGAGCACUAUGAACAUACGUUUUUGUUUAGUUUUUGGGGGGGGGGGGGUCUGAGCAGGAUAAGAGAGAAGAAAGAAAUGGCUGGAUGAUAUUAAGUUUUAUUUUUAUGAAAUGAAUUUCUAAGGAAAACUAAAGUGUAUCAUGGAGUAAGCUUGGAUAAGCUGAAGGCAUUGUGGGCCUUGAGGAUGGUUGAUCUUGUAUCCAGGCCUUCUCACAUUCUUACAUAAGGGGCUCGUCCUUGCACUGUUUAGAGCACACCUUCAUAUUUCAGAGGUGGCUUUGGCAUUUAUAAUGUCAUGUUUUUUCAAAUGGGCAUUGUCUCACUCACUCACUCACUCACUCUCUCUCUCUCUCUCUCUCUCUCUCUCUCUCUCUCUCUCUCUCUCUCUCUCUCUCUCUCUCUCUCUCUCUCUUUCUCACAGUCUCUUUCCCCCCCUCUCUCUGCCUCUGCUUAGCUUUCCCUGUGCAGACUACAACCAAAUGCCUCUGUCAGUUCAGUGGUGUUCUGCUGGGACCAAACCAUUGUGCCUCUCGUAGGGGGGUGGGGGGAGAUGAGCGUGUUACAGGUUCAACACUCCGGCCAUGUCACCUGUGUGUG